Molecule: messenger RNA, 5161 nt
Organism: Boleophthalmus pectinirostris (great blue-spotted mudskipper)
Lineage: Eukaryota; Metazoa; Chordata; Actinopteri; Gobiiformes; Gobiidae
Gene: mtss1
Product: MTSS I-BAR domain containing 1
Exons: 13
Coding region: 716-2902 (728 amino acids)
Biological process (GO): plasma membrane organization; cell projection assembly
Cellular component (GO): cytoplasmic side of plasma membrane; actin cytoskeleton
Molecular function (GO): phospholipid binding; actin binding
Source: RefSeq, a predicted model, not a curated record
CGACGCGUCCUCCCUCCGCUCAUUCACUUCGGGCUCGGACUCCCAGCGGACCAAAAACACAAACCCCGGCGGGGACCGACCUACGCCACGGCGGCUCCUCUCCGCGCGAACACCGCCCCGUCCUCGGCCGCACGCUCGGACUGCGCACGCCGCCGCCGCCCUCCUCCUUCUCCGCGACGUUUGGAUUCUACCUCCGGAGCUCGUUUCGGCUCGGAUCGGGACGCGGAAAGGGCAGCGCGGAGAGCCACAGUCACAGGUCUCCGGGUUUCGCGUUUGCUGCUGUUAGCCAUUAGCCUGUAGCCGCCGCCGGGACGCUGCGCCAAAUUGGGCUAAACUUCUCUUUUUGCGCGCGUUGUUUUGCGUAAAUCCCGUCACGAUGCGGUGGUUUUUGCGGGGUUUAAACACGUGGCCAGGGAUUAGCAUAGGUUGACGCGCGUUUUAUCCGAAUUUUGCCUGGUGCGAGUGCGUUUUUUUUUUUUUUUUUUUUUUUUCUUUCCUCGUUUAUCCAUCGCUGAUUUUGGCACCGUUUGGAGUGGACUUUAGCCCGGGGGUGGUGCGUUCGCUUUACCCCCCCCUCCCCGCUUUUCCGUGGCAUAAAAAGCCCUCAUUGAUUCAAGGUUUGGGGCUGUUCACAAACUUUGGUUAAAGUUUUUUUUUGGGCUACUUUUUGGAGGUGUGUGUGUUUUUUUUUUUUUUUCUCCAACGCGGUGGAAAAAUGGAUGCGGGAAUAGAGAAAGAAUGCAGCGCCUUGGGAGGGCUCUUCCAACUCAUCAUGAACGAUAUGAAGGCCAGUUACCCCACGUGGGAGGACUUCGUAACCAAAGGAGCCAAACUGCAGUCACAGCUCAGGACGACCAUCUUGGUGACGGGAGCAUUUUUAGACGCGUUUCAGAAAGUGGCCGACAUGGCGACUGGAACGAGAGGAGCGACAAAGGAGAUCGGAUCAGCACUGACCCGGAUGUGUAUGAGACACAGAAGCAUCGAGUCCAAACUCAAACUGUUUACAACGGCCCUGUCGGAAAGUCUGAUCUCUCCCCUGGAGCAGAAGAUGGAGGAGUGGAAGAAAGUGGCCAGUCAGCUGGACAAGGACCACGCCAAAGAAUACAAAAAGGCUCGCGCUGACAUCAAGAAGAAAUCCUCUGACACCAUCAAACUGCAGAAGAAAGUCAAGAAAGGUAAAGACGAGGCUCGGGGGCAGCUGGACACCGCCUUGCAGGACGUGAACGUUCGAUACGCCGUUCUGGAGGAGACCGAGAAGAGGGCCGUGUGCAAAGCUCUGAUAGAAGAACGUUCCAGAUACUGCAGCUUCGUCACCAUGCUCAAACCCGUGCUGGAUCAUGAGAUGAACAUGCUCGGGGAGGUGACUCAUCUACAGACGAUUCUAGAAGAUCUGAGCAGCCUCACAGCAGAGCCUCACAAACUGCCCCCGGCCAGUGAGCAGGUGAUUUUGGACCUGAAGGGUUCAGACUUCAACUACACGUAUCAGACUCCUCCAGCGUCGCCCAGCAGCUCUUUGUCCCGGAAAAGCAGCAUCGGCAGUAAUUACCAGUGUGGGUCAGUGAGACACGUGCCGUCUCUGGACUCCAUCAGCUGCGCAGUGGACGGACUUCACAUCCAGGACUCGAUGGGUUCAACCAAUCAGCUGUCGUCUACCGGUGGAGGGGGCGUGGCCACAGAGAACGGUCUUUUGGCUCCGCCCCUCAGCGCGUACAGCCACCCGGGCGAGCGAGCGCGAGCCAUGUCGGCGUCCGGGAAGUCUUCGUGUUCGGCGCGGGAGCAGUUGGCGUUGACGUUGGGGGCUCUUCACUCGGACACGUCGAGGAGCAGCAGAGACUCUCUUCACUGCUCCAGCGGGUACAGCACCCAGACCACCACCCCGUCCUGCUCCGAGGACACCAUCCACUCACACGUUGACUACGAGUCCAUCUCUCUCCACGGCGACGCGGACUCCGUCUCCCUGCACCACCUGCACCACGGCUUCAGCCAGUCCGACUUCGACAAAUCCUCCACCAUCCCGCGCAACUCCGACCUCGGCGUCCAGUUCCGCAAGUUCGCCCAGUCCAAGCGCCCCGCCUCCACCGUCUCCUUGCUCGCCGACACCGAGAUGAUCGGCGGCUCCCACACGGCCACCAUCCGCCGCAAGCCCUCGUCCAAACCGGUGUUCCGCAGGGGCACCAUCAGCGGCGGGGUGCCCAUCCCCAUCUCCACGCCGCAGGUCCCGAUGAACGCGCAGCUGAGCGACGAGAACCUGCCCGGCGCUCCCCCCGGCGGCGUCCUGGGGCACAACAAGCUGUGCACUUCGACGCAAAGCUUAAGCGCGUUGGCGCAAAGCCACCACGCGGGGUCGAGCGUGUCCCCGUACUACCAGCUGGUGCCGGGGCAGAUGCCGAUCCCGGUGCCCGUCCCGACCAUCCCGGAGAACAACCAAGCGAAGCAGCAGCAGUUCGCGAAGCAAGCUCAAAAUCAGCCAACCGCAACAUCAAAUCUACGGCCAAAACCAAGCGUACGCGCCGCCGAAAUGCCCGCCGCAGGUUCACCAAAAACCGCCGCUGCCCCAACACCUGCAGCACUUCCAGACGCAGCAGAACCAAACGCAAUUCCAGCCCGUUUAUCACCAGGAGACCGGGAACGUCUACCCGAACAACAUCCCGAACCACCCGCAGAUGCCAGCGCCCCUGCCGCCGGUGUACGACGCCGUCUACCCGAACCUCAGCCAGCAGCAACGCCAGCAGCUCUACCACCACCAGAACCACCACACGCUGCCGGCGACGCUGUCCCAGGGCGAGGGCUCCGUUUCGGGUGGAAGCGUCGGCGGCGAAACCCUUCCACCGAACCAAAAUCACGACGACGACGAAGAAGAGGAGGAGCCCAGACCCGGAGGAAUGGCGUCCAUGCUCCGUAACGUGAAGCUACGGCGGACGGUAACGAACGACAGGUCCGCCCCCAUGCUCCCGCCGCCGCCGCCGCCGACAACCAAUCACAAGUGAGCGUUUUUUUUCCCGACUCGCUCCCCGGAAACUGAAACUGAAACAAAAAAAGUGGUGUGCUUUAUUUCAACUGCCUUUAUCUUUAUUAUUGUUUUGAACGAGUCUUAUCUAUUGACGAAAUGUUAAUUAUUACGAUGUUUUUGCUUUAGUGCUUCUUAAAAAAAAUAAAAUAAAAAAUGUGGGCGGGUAAUUAUUUAAAAUUCGCGCGAAAUCGCUUCUUCGACGUCGAUCCGAUGAUACAGAUUUAAUAUUUUUUGGAUUUGAAAUUGGUUUAAAUCUCGUUAAAAAGUGAUUUCGUCGUCCGUUGUUCAGUUUUGGGUGCGUUUGUUGCCGUAGAGACGCUGGUCCCGGGCGGGCGGGGUUUACGCUCCACUGUGGUUGAGCCAUGUUUGAGUGGACGUUUUUUUUUUUUGUUUGUUUGUUUUGUUUUUUUUGUUCCUUUAUGACUUUACUGUAACGGUACAAAAACACGUCUAUUCCCCUUUUCCACCAAAGAAAUGUAGAAGUUCAAAGUAAAGGUUUUCGUUUUGAUAAGUCGUUGUUCUGUCUGGAAUGUUCCGCAGUGUGACUUUAAACAUAUCUACUUUUAUCUACGUUUAUUUAAUUACAGGUGGUUUUAUGGGUCAAAAAUGCCGAGAAAACCAGCGGGAAAACUGUGAGCGGCGUCGCCUCUCCGCAGAUCUGAGCUGUAACUUGGUCCGGUUUGGGAUCCAUGACGAUAGGAAGGUUUUAAUGCCAUACUGUGGAACAUUCUAGACAAAGCGAUAACAUCUCCAUGGAGAAAAGCGUGUGACGGACCCUCCAGGACUGAACCAGGACUAAACCAGGACUAUACCAAUAUACCAAACCAGGACUUGACCAGGACUUGACCAGCAGUGAACCAGAACUAAACUGGGACUAACCCGGGACUUAAACAGGACUACAUUAAUAUACCAAACUAGAACUAAACUGGAAUUGAACCAGGACUAAAACAGGAUUUAAACUUGACUUAACCUGGACUAAAUCAAUACUAAACCAGGACUAAACCAGGACUUAAUCAGGACUUGACCGGUACUGACCCAGGACUAAACCAGGAAUAAACCGGGAAUAAAUUAAUAUACUAAACCAGGACUAAACCAGAACUAAACCAGGACUGAACCAGAACUAAACCAGGACUGAACCAGAACUAAACCAGGACUGAACCGAGACUAAACCAGGUCUAAACCAGGACUUAAUCUGGACUAAAUUCAUAUAACCAAACCAGGAUUUGACCAGGACUAAACGAGCACUGAACCAAUACUAAACCAGGAUUAAACCGGGACUAAAUCAGGACUAAACCAAUAUACCAUGCCAGGACUUAACCGGUACUUGACCAGGACUAGACCAGGACUAGACCAGGACUAGACCAGGACUAGACCAGGACUAAACCAGGACUAAACCAGCACUGAACUAAGACUAAACGAGGGCUAAAUUAAUAUAACAAACCAGGACAAAAUCAAUACGAAACCAGGACUAAACCAGGAUUUAAGUAGGACUAAACCGGAACUAUACCAAUAUACCAAACCUGGACUUGACCCGGAUUUGACCAGGACUAAAGCAGGACUAAACCAAGACUAAACUAGUACUCAAACUGGUCUAAACCUGUACUUUUUCUCCAAUCUGACCCCGUUUUUUUACACGUUGCCGUACCUAAUAAAGUGUCCCUGUAUAUCUUGACCUUUUUUUUUUUCUUCUUCGUCACUUUGAUGGAAAAGUUGGAACAGACGCGUCACUUUCGUCGAUAAAAAACUGUAAAAGACUGAACCUGAGACUCUCGACGUGUAAAUACAGAACAAAACGCUGUAGAGACAAAUAUUACUGUGGAUCUGUGUAUAGAACUAAACUCAAAAUAGCAAAAACGCCAACAUAAUCCCGACUAGAUUUUACUCGAUUACUUUUUUAGAGGCUGUAAUUCUUCCGUGGGGCCACCAGGUGUCGCCAUAGCCGGCUGUGGACACGACGUUCAGGUGGAUUCUUUGUGUAUUUUCAGUCCUGUAAAGCAAUAAAUGUACAUUAUUAUAAAAAAACGAGACAAAGGUUUAAAGAUUUUCCAAGGCACAACGCAUUUAUUCAGGUUUGGAACGGGCGGGAAAGUAGUUUUGAAUGUAAAAAAAUACUUGGUUUUCCGUUUUAUUAUUAAAUUGUUAUCGCUGUUA